AUGGCGGAGCCGGACGGCAGCGCUGGCGGGUCUCACUUGGGAGGCAAAUCGUCUUCUGAAGGAGAAGAGGACCAGAAUGUUGAAGGCGGCAAGCUACAGGUAUCGUCGAUGGAGAAGAGCAACGACCAGAGGAAUGAAGAAGCUGAGGGUGCUACAGAGCAUUCCGAAAGGGAAAUUGAAAAUGAUGGGGAAGUCACAGCCCAGGGGAACUAUGGAGGAAGCCAAGGGGAAAUGGAAAUGGAAGAGGAAGUUGAAUUAGAAGAGGAAUUGGAAUCUGAUUUGGAAGCCAUGUCCCCUGAAGGGGAAGUCAGUUCUCUAGAUCUGGCUUCCUCAGACAUCAGUCUUGGGGAGGGACCGAAAGAUGAAGUUGACCGCGCACACCCAUAUGAAGAAGCAAGGGGGGAAAUGGGUCUUGAGGACAGAGAGGCCCCCCACCCAUCCAAAUCCACAGGAAUGGGGUUCGUCACCACAAAGAGCUCCCAGCAAGUAUUAGGCCUGUCUGAGCAAAUGAACCAGGGAGCGCCCCAGCAGAAGGUCUUUCCUCUGGAGGCUGGGCAUCACCUCAGACAGAGCCCGGGGAGCAGCGACACAUCCCUGGGUCUUGACGAGCUGCCUCCGGGCACAGAGGUGCCCUUCACCCCGGAGUCAGAGCCCGACACCCACCCCAGGGAGGGAGCCGCGUCCUCCUUCCUGGACAGGAUCCAGCAGCUAAGCAUGGUGGAGGAAGGGGGCCUGGUGGAGACAGUGGAAUCUGAGAGCAGCGAUGAGGCGGAAGAAGACAGAUCCCAGCUGGUGGUCUUGGACCCAGACCAUCCCCUGAUGAUAAGAUUCCAGGCUGCCCUGAAGAGCUACCUUAACCGGCAGAUAGAGAAAAUGAGGCUGGAACUUCAAGAACUGAGCGUGGCCACCAAGCAAAGCCGAGUCCAGCGGCAGGAGUUAGGGGUGAAUCUUUACGGGGUCCAGCAGCACCUGGCCCGCCUGCAGAUGCAGCUUGAGAAAAGUCACGACCGCCACUCCAUCGCUGCGUGCACGAGGCAGCAGAAGGAGGAGGAGCUGCAGAGGGUGCGCUUGCUCUACGCCAAGACCUGUGAGACUGCCAACGAGGAGCGCAAAAAGCUGGCAGCUCUGCAAACCGAGAUGGAGACCCUGGCUCUGCAUCUCUUCUACAUGCAGAACAUAGACCAGGACGUGCGUGAUGACAUCCAAGUGAUGAAGCAAGUCGUGAAGAAGUCAGAAGCCCAGCGCAUGCGGGCUGAGCUGGAGAAGCAGCAGCAGGACCUGCACGUGGACCGGCUGACCACCCGAGCCAACCAGCUGGAAGAACAAACCUCCCUGUUCGAGGCCCAGUACCACGCACAGGCUAAAGACACUCAGAUGCUCAGGAAAGCAGUGAGUGAGGCCUGCACGGAAAUAGAGGCCAUCCACAUGGAGAAGAAGCACAUCCUGCAGCAGUGGGCCACCAGCCUGGUGGGCAUGAAACAUCGCGACGAGGCUCACAGGACCAUCCAGGAGGCGCUCAGUGAAUGCCAGCAUCAAGUCAAGUCCAUGGAUGGUGAGCUUGAAGCCUACAAGAAAUCCAUCAUGAAGGAGGAAGAAAAGAAUGAGAAGCUGGCCAGCAUCCUGAACCGGGCAGAGACAGAAGCCAACCUGAUGCAGAAACUGACUUCACAGUGCCUGACUAAGGAGGAGGCCCUGCAGAAUGAGUUUAACACCUACAGGCUCACCCUGCUGGACACAGAGGAUGCACUGGGCAAGGCCCAUGUGGAAUACAUGACAACUAUGGGAGAAUUGCAGACUCUCCACCAGGCCAUCCAGCACGAGCUGGAGCUGAGGAGGAAGAUGGAUGCCUCCAUCACGGAGAAGCUGCAGGAGCACAUGACCUCCAACAAGAUGACCAAAUACUUCCACCAGCUCAUCCUGAAGCUCCAGAAGGAAAAGACCAACCUGGUGACACAUCUUUCCAAAAUUGACGGUGACAUUGCUCAGGCCACCCUGGACGUCACGAACACCAACUGCAGGCUGGACAUGCAUCAGAAGACGCUGGCUGAGCUGGACAAGGAAGUGAAAAAAGUCAGCGACCUCAUCACCAACAGUGAAAAUGAAAUUUCCAGGCGCACGAUCCUGAUUGAAAGAAAGCAAGGCCUCAUCAACUUCUUCAACAAGCAGCUGGAGCAGAUGGUUUCUGAACUUGGGGGGGAAGAAGUGGGGCCCCUGGAGCUGGAGAUCAAGAGGCUGACCAAGCUGAUCGAGGAAAACAACACCAGCGUGACACAGGCCCAGGUGACCUGGCUGCGGCUGCAGCAAGAGAUGGUGAAGGUCACGCAGGAGCGCGAGGAGCACCUGAUCUCCCUGAACAUGUCCAAGAAGGAGAUCCACAUCCUGGAGCAGAAGAAAAUACGGAUAGAAAACAAGAUCAACCAGGAGAAGAAGGAGCAGAAGCAGAUCGAGCGCCACAAGAAGGACCUGGACAACGAUCUGAAGAAGCUCAACUUGCUGAUGAACCAGAACCGGUGCAGCUCCGAGGAGCUACAGCAGGACAACCUGGCCACGGAGGGCGAGUUCGUGCGCUCGCUCAAGGCCUCAGAGCGGGAGACCAUCGAGAUGCAGGAGAAGCUGAAUCAGCUGAGCGAGGAGAAGGCAGCCGUGCUCAACAGCCUGGUGGAGGCGGAACACCAGAUCAUGCUUUGGGAGAAAAAAAUCCAACUGGCAAAAGAGAUGCGGGCCUCUGUGGAUUCUGAGACAGGCCAGAUGGAGAUCCGGGCCAUGAAGGCAGAGAUACACAGGAUGAAGGUCAAGCACGGGCAGCUCCUGAAGCAGCAGGAGAAGAUGAUUCGGGACAUGGAGCUGGCCAUCACCCGAAGAGAUACCAUCUCCACCCGGGCUGAGGGGCAGAGCAAGAUGGACAAGAAGCUGUUCACCCGGACAGACUUCCAUCACAAGCAGACCGAGCUCCAACGGAAGAUCAGGGACAUUCACAAGGCCACCGAGGAAUGCACCCAAACCAUCCUGGAACUGGAAGAAUCUCAAAAAUCCAUGAGUGACUCCCUCCUGGAGAAACAGGAGCAGUUGUCGAAGAUGCAGGUUGAGGCCGACGAGCUCGAAGUUGAGCUGGACCAGCUGGCGACCCUCAAACGACAGAAUCUUUCUGAGCUCGUGGCCCUGCAGACGCGCCUCAAGUACCUGCAGGCCGUGAAGGACGGGCGGUACGUCUUCACGCACCACAAUAAGCAGUCAUUGCUGAUGGAGCUCAAGCGUCUGCACGACAGGCUGGUCAGCAUCAGCACCAUCCUCGAUCACGUGAAGGAAGAGUACCCCCAGUUCCAAGAGGCCCUGCUCAAGGUCAGCCAGUCCAUCGCCAAAAGGCUGGAGUCAUCCGGGUCCUAG
Molecule: messenger RNA, 3384 nt
Organism: Budorcas taxicolor (takin)
Lineage: Eukaryota; Metazoa; Chordata; Mammalia; Artiodactyla; Bovidae
Gene: CCDC40
Product: coiled-coil domain containing 40
Exons: 20
Coding region: 1-3384 (1127 amino acids)
Biological process (GO): heart looping; epithelial cilium movement involved in determination of left/right asymmetry; axoneme assembly
Cellular component (GO): cytoplasm; cilium
Source: RefSeq, a predicted model, not a curated record